AUGCAUGCCCUUAUACCAUUUAACACUCCGGGUCCUCCUCAAGACACUGGGCUGUGCAUCACCGAACCAGUAUUCCUCUUCCAAGAAUCGUUUUGACAGGUUCUUUUGGAGAAGCUCCUUCUUUUUUUAACCUGUCCUUUUAAACAAAAUGGCACCAAAGAAGGACGUGAAGAAACCCGCUGCUGCCCCAGCCCCUGCCCCGGCACCUGCUCCUGCUCCUGCACCUGCCCCAGCCAAACCCAAGGAAGAAAAAAUUGACCUCUCUUCCAUUAAGAUCGAGUUCUCUAAGGAACAGCAGGAUGAAUUCAAGGAGGCAUUCCUCCUGUUUGACAGAACAGGUGAAAACAAGAUCACCUUAAGCCAGGUCGGUGAUGUCCUUCGAGCAUUGGGCACAAAUCCUACCAAUGCAGAGGUCAAGAAAGUUCUGGGAAAUCCCAGCAAUGAAGAGAUGAAUGCCAAGAAAAUUGAGUUUGAACAAUUUCUGCCCAUGUUGCAAGCUAUUUCCAACAACAAGGACCAGGGCACCUAUGAAGACUUUGUGGAGGGUCUGCGUGUGUUUGACAAGGAAGGAAAUGGCACAGUGAUGGGUGCUGAACUCCGCCACGUUCUAGCCACCCUGGGUGAAAAGAUGAAAGAGGAAGAAGUGGAAGCCCUGAUGAAAGGUCAGGAAGACUCCAAUGGCUGCAUCAACUAUGAAGCUUUUGUCAAGCAUAUCAUGUCUGUCUGAAUGGAGCAUUUAAGAACAAGCAUUGCUUAAGAAGACUGGCUAGAAGACUAUUUUAAUCACACCCAUGACUGUCCAGAUCUGUUUACCAUCAUUCAGAAAAACAAACAAUCUGGACUGUUUGAGACAGAAGGACUCCCUGAAUUUUCAUAUAUAUCCAGUUUUUCUAUGAAUUGUAUUCAUAUCACGCAAACCAAGUGUCUGCUGCUCCAGACAAGAAGAAUAAAAUAUUGGCAACAUCAAAUCCAAGUCCAAGCAUCACUCUUUAUUAUCUAGUAUGGGUCAACAAACACCCUUCAAAUCACUAGUCAAUAAACGCUUUUUGUCAGUCUGGAA
Molecule: messenger RNA, 1060 nt
Organism: Nycticebus coucang (slow loris)
Lineage: Eukaryota; Metazoa; Chordata; Mammalia; Primates; Lorisidae
Gene: MYL1
Product: myosin light chain 1
Exons: 7
Coding region: 149-727 (192 amino acids)
Cellular component (GO): contractile muscle fiber; myosin II complex
Molecular function (GO): calcium ion binding
Source: RefSeq, a predicted model, not a curated record